ACGCCUCGGAUUGCGCAUCUAUAGUAUUACGACCUCCACGAGCCUCUUAUACCUCUCGGGCUUGUCAUGAGUUUCUUCCGAUCCAACAAUCAGACCCCACAGCCUUCUCAAGGGCCGUAUUCUCGCGUACCGCCUGGUAGUGCUGCCAGUAACCGCGAAUUCGAUUCGGGCAGUCGUGGGCCACGCGUUCCAGCGCCGAGAUAUGAUGACAGUGCGGCCUACGAGAAGCGGGCCCCUGAACAUAGAUCUCAUGUCCACGCUGAUCGAGGGGGAGCAUUCGGAGUUGCAGGAGCCCCCAGCGACGCGCUGGCCCUUACAAACUGCUUGAUAGUGCACCCGCAAGACUUCCCUGAAGGUCGACAUGUCCUCGUGAAGCAGCAAUUCCCUCUGACGACCAGACAUGACAACACUGGCAAGCUCGCGCCAGGCACCAUUGGUGCAUCUGCUGUCCAACGACAAUGGAUUGGGCUCUCUCUGACAGGCGAUGAGGUCACUGUCCAGACCAUAUCUCCGGCGCCCGCAUACAUCCAAUCUGUUGACCUCGAGGUCGGCUUCAUGCGCCGCGGGGCCGAGAACGCUCAGCCUUUCUCUGCGGACGAGAUGACGAAGAAUUUCCUGAAGGCUUUCAGCGGGAUCGUGCUCGCUGUCGGAGAAAUCCUCGUUUUCGAGUUUCAUGGGCAGAAUUUGAAGGCGACUGUAAAGGCGCUGAGCGUUGUCGAGCUGCCUGAUAGGCACGGCGGCGGGGCGGCGUCCCACCAUUACGGUGUGAUCAUGGAGAAGUCGGAUAUUGCGUUCAUAAAGGCGAGUGAUAGCGCGAUCAAGCUCAAGUCCAGUGCAAAGAAGGCUCCACCAAAUGCCAUUCUGGCGGCGAACUUCAAGUUCGAAGACAUGGGUAUCGGUGGUCUAGACGAUGAGUUCAGCGCUAUCUUCCGUCGUGCCUUCGCAUCGCGUGUGUUCCCUCCUGGCCUCGUGGAGAGGCUUGGUAUCCAGCACGUUAAAGGCAUUCUUCUUCAUGGACCACCUGGAACGGGAAAGACCCUCAUGGCGCGGCAAAUCGGAAAGAUGCUCAAUGCCCGAGAGCCCAAGAUUGUCAAUGGUCCUGAGAUUCUGAACAAGUACGUCGGUGCAUCCGAAGAAAAUAUCCGGAAAUUGUUCGCCGAUGCAGAGAAGGAGUACAAAGAGAAAGGCGAUGAGAGUGGGCUACACAUCAUCAUCUUUGAUGAGUUGGACGCCAUUUGCAAGCAGCGUGGGUCGACUGGCGGGGGAACUGGUGUCGGCGACAGCGUCGUCAACCAGCUGCUAUCCAAAAUGGAUGGUGUCGACCAACUGAACAACAUCCUCAUUAUCGGAAUGACCAACCGGCUUGACAUGAUUGAUGAGGCGCUGCUCCGUCCCGGCCGUCUUGAGGUGCACAUGGAAGUGUCGCUGCCUGACGAGCACGGGCGGCUACAAAUCCUGACAAUCCACACUGCGAAGAUGCGUACCAACGGCAUCAUGGCACCGGAUGUGAGCCUUGCGGAGCUCGCUGCGCUCACGAAGAAUUUCUCGGGUGCGGAGAUCAAUGGUCUCGUCAAGAGCGCGACGAGUUUUGCGUUCGCGCGGCACGUGAAGGUCGGGACGCUGGCGGGAAUAUCCGACGACGUCGAGAAUCUGAGAGUGAACCGGGACGACUUCUUGAACGCGAUGGAAGAAGUGCAGCCUGCGUUCGGUGCCGCCAAGGAGGAACUCGACCACGUUGUCGAGAAUGGCAUCAUCCACUAUUCAACCACGGUCGAGCACAUCCUCCGCUCGGGUAAACUAUUUGUCGACCAAGUCCGCACUUCCACUCGCACCCCUCUCGUCAGCGUUCUGCUGCACGGCCCGCCAGGUUCAGGCAAGACGGCACUGGCGGCGACGAUCGCGCAGGCGUCACAGUAUCCGUUCAUGAAGUUGAUCUCACCAGACAGCAUGGUCGGCUUCUCUGAGGCCCAGAAGGUCGCGUCCAUCAACAAGGUCUUCUCGGACAGUAAUAAGAGUCCACUCAGCGUGAUCGUCGUGGACAACGUGGAGCGACUGCUCGACUUCACGCCAAUUGGUCCUCGAUUCUCGAAUGUUGUCCUUCAGACAUUGAUGGUGCUCCUUUCACGGCGCCCACCCAAGGGCCGACGCCUGCUGAUUAUCGCAACUUCGUCAUUGCGUCCCGUGCUGACAGAUCUUGGUCUCUCAGAGAUCUUCGACUCGGAGCUGCGCGUGCCACCCGUAUCGAGUCUACGUGCUGUGGACCAAGUCCUGGAGGAGCUCGAACUCUUCCCGAGCGGACAGGCGCGCCGCGAGGCGAUUCGCAUGCUCGAACAGGCCGGGUUUGGCAGCCUGGACGCGCCCGAGGACGACACGUCGUCGAGGCUCAACGUCGGCAUCAAGAAGCUGCUCAGCAUCGUCGAGAUGGCGAGGCAGGAGCCGGAUGCUGUGGCGGAACGGUUGACACAGGUGUUGCUGGGCCUGUGAAUGUAGAGUGGCAUAGACUGUAUUGUACCUGACGUGUAUUUGUUCCAUCCAAUGGACUGUUUUCAGGAUUACU
Molecule: messenger RNA, 2557 nt
Organism: Postia placenta MAD-698-R-SB12
Lineage: Eukaryota; Fungi; Basidiomycota; Agaricomycetes; Polyporales; Adustoporiaceae
Exons: 11
Coding region: 67-2484 (805 amino acids)
Biological process (GO): Golgi to plasma membrane protein transport; SNARE complex disassembly; intra-Golgi vesicle-mediated transport
Cellular component (GO): Golgi stack
Molecular function (GO): ATP hydrolysis activity; ATP binding
Source: RefSeq, a predicted model, not a curated record